AUGAUCGGGUCCCCGGACCUGCUGCCCUUCACCGGCAGCGGUGGGUUCGAGGAGGAGGGAGAGGAACCGCAGGCUCAGAACCUGCCGGAGGAGUUCUCCGUGCCUCUUUUACCUCCUUCUAACCCCUGGAGCACCGCGGCACAGUUUCACCGGGACUUCAUACUGGUGGCUGAAUUCUCAGAACAGGUUGGCCCAAAGCCCGUCCUGACGAUACCAAAUGACGCCCAGGUCAUCGGCUCUUUUGACCUCAACCAUUUCUCCGUGCGCAUCAUGUCUGUGGACUACCAGGCGUCGGGGCCAGGCCACAGCCCCCCCGCUUCGCCCGGACCCCGGCUGAACUUCAGCGAGGACUCCAGGGUGAUCCUGGGAGAUUCGGCCGAAGACGCCUUUGCGUACGUUCAUCACCUGACCCUGUACGACCUGGAGGCGCGGGGAAUGGUGCGACCCUUCUGCAUGGCCUACGUCUGUUCGGACCAGACCAAGCUGAUGGAGAACUUUGCCGAGCUGUCCGAGGGUUUUUCCCAGGCCUCUGACAGCCUGAAGACGGGAAACAGGCAAGCCUUCUCCGCAGAGCUGCAAAGAAAACUGCAGGAGCUCGAGUACAGACGGUGGACCCUGCUGCAGGAAACAGAUCUCCAGAAGACAGCAGACGGAGCCACAGAAGCGGAAGGGAGAUCGGAUGAGCUCGAAGCUUUAGAGCAUUCAAUCAGAAACCACCGAGAGCUCCUUCGCCAGGUCACAUCUUACCCAAACAGGAAGCUCAAGCAGCCUGACUUCCUGCCCUACGACCCGGCCGACUCCCUCACAGACCUGACCUCCGAGCCAUCCUCUCCCAUCCUCUCUUCCUCCUGCCGGUCUGACCAGCUUCUGAAGCCGUUGGAGGAGCUCUGCAACUUCUACUUCCUGUCCCUGAUGAGAAACCAGCUCGCGGACACGGAGCACCGUCUGCGUGGCGACCGGAGCGUCCUGCGGACUUCUCGCGUAGCGCAGACGCUGUCCAGGAGGCUGAAACUUACAAACUUCCUGUUUGAACUGUGCUGCCCGGUGGAUGCUGAGGAGGAGGAUGAGGGGGAGGAGGAGGAAGAGCAGAGGGUGUCGGGGAGAAUGAUGGGUGCUGUGGAUGGUGACGCAGAAAAGCACGACGGAGAGUCGUUCUCCUGCGUGGAAGAGAUCCAGAUAAAGAUGGAGGCGGGAGACGGCGGGCGGGCGACCCCCGAACCCGACGCGGCCACGGAGAUGAUGGGCAGCACGAGCAGCAGCGACAGCAUCGAAGUUCUCGGGACCGAGAAGUCGUAUCAGGCUCAGCAUGAGGUGGCUGUGUCGGACAGCAGAGAAGCACCAGCGGCCGACGUUUGCCUCCGGCGGGCGGCGGUGGAAGUGCGGCGCGUGCGGGCCUACGCCAGGCGUGCCAACAGCGAGGACAGCAUCGAAGUGCUCAGCACCACUGAGUCCAUCGUCCCUGAGGACCUCACCGCCAUCACGGAGGAAGAAGCCGAGGAUCGCUGUCUUCCCAACGGGCUUGAGGAGGACGACGAACUGCAGGCUGGGGGUAGAUCCGACGAAGCUCUGAAGGAAGAAAAGAUGACGAACUGUGCUACUUCAGAGAAGGAAAGUGAAGAACCGGGUGGAGGAGGAGAUGCUUUAGAAGAGAUAGUGGUCAGUGUUGGUGUGCCAGUUAAAGAUGAUUCACUUGCAGAGAAGAAGAUAAACGACGUCCAAGAUGCUACCUCAGAGAAGACGUAUAAACUCCCCCAAGCUGAAGAAGCCGUGGCGGUGAGGCCGAAGAAGACGAGGCCCGUGCUUGACCUCCAUUUCAAAAUGGCCGCUCCCCUCGCCCUGGUGGAGGUUGGUCUCCGCCCCCCACCCCGCGCUCCUCAGAGGCUGCUCAGUGCGGACGACGUGUCCGACUGCACCAGCUUCACCAGCAACUCGGAGCCGCCGUCUCCCACCACUGCCGAUCUCACCAAAACACGCGUGGACAAGAGGAGGAGGAGGAGGAGGGCCGGACUCCGGGCCCUCAGGUUCAUCAAGCAGCUCUCGUUCUCCCAGCAUGCCAUCUUCUGUCUGCUGAGCGGCCGGCCGCUGGUCGUCGCGGGAGGAGACGAAAGGUUUGUGAGGAAGCUGGUGGACGGUUUGAGGCUCUUCCUGCCGGCCCCUGGUCCUGAUGGGAGCGCCGUGAUGCCGUGUUUGAACGCGCCCCUUCAGCUGACCGACCUGCUCACCUGGAGGCUGAUAGGAGUACACAGAUCCUCCUCCAGCGCAUCCUCCGCCAUUAUUCAGUCUCUGACUCCACUCAGCCGCUACGUCGCUCUGCUGGACCUCGACCAGAAGACGCUUCGCUGUCCUCCGUAUUCGGGAUCCCUCAUCAACGUCCUGGCCGAUCCCCACGCCGGCUUCGGCCGGGGCACCACCUACCUGCUGCACCUGGAGAGCUGCCUGACGGCGCUGGCCAAUCAGGCGCUGCUGCGCGCCUUCACACCUGCCUCCCAGCGUCCGACAGCCGCUGCGGGACCCGCGGCCGCGGAAAAGGAUGGCCAGCGUCUGCUGGGACUCUGCAGCAGUGAGAGUGACUUUAGAGUCAUGCAUCACCUGUCUGACGUCAUCACGCGGCGCUACACCGGACGGCCAGCGGUGCUCAGGUUUUGGUACAAAUCAGCGCAGCUUCACAGAAAUACACACGCGACGUAGACUCGAGGAGUUGCUGAACGAAGUGCCUCAAUUUCAACUAACCAGCUGCUAGACAUGUUUCACACAGGACUGCUGCAGUUAAUAGAAUGUAAAAAAAAUGUGAAUAUAGCCUAAAAAGUUUAUUUUUUGCCCAUCAUCUCAAAGUGAAACUCAAAUAGUUUCACAAAGUGAUGUUUCAAGCCUUUUUUCUCGUAAUUUCCAAGAUUCUGGCUUACAAGAUAGUUAAAACCCAAAAUUCAGUGUCUCAAAAAAAUUGAAUGCUGUGGGAAAAAAGUUAAUUAUUGGAAACUUAUGUCACACCACAGCUUAAAAACACCUGCAAAUGUUUCCUGAGCCUUUAAAGGCUCUCAUUCUGGGUCAGUAGGCGACACAAUCACUGGGAAUACUGCUGACUGGACAGAUUUCCAGAAGACGGCCAUCUGCACCCUUCACAAGGAGGGGAAGCGCCCAAAGGUCAUUGCUGAAAGCUGGUUGUUCAGAGUUCUGUAUCCAAGCAUGUUGAUAGAAAAUUGAGUGGAAGGAAAAAGCUGCACCAGUAACUGGGAGAACCACAGCCUUGGGAAUCGUCAAAUCUAUUCAAGAAUUUGUGGGAGCUUCACACGAAGUGGAAGAGCCACCACACACAGACGACUCCUACACAUGGGCUACAAGCGUCUUACCAGGGCUCAAUGGCCCAAAGUCCCGUUUUCAGAUUAAAGUAAAUUCUGCAUUCUGCAACAUUAAACUUUUUUGAGAUGUAACUGUAA
Fundulus heteroclitus (mummichog) is the source of this 3434-nucleotide messenger RNA. It is a transcript of the gene smcr8b, whose product is annotated as Smith-Magenis syndrome chromosome region, candidate 8b. Gene Ontology annotation, cellular component: guanyl-nucleotide exchange factor complex. The transcript is spliced from 6 exons. Gene Ontology annotation, molecular function: GTPase activator activity. The record is from RefSeq and is a predicted model, not a curated record. Bases 1 to 2688 code for a protein of 895 amino acids. NCBI's taxonomy places the organism in Eukaryota, Metazoa, Chordata, Actinopteri, Cyprinodontiformes, Fundulidae.